AUGAAGAUACUGUCUCAAAUCAAAGCCAAGUUGUUGAAGUUUGUGCUAAAGCAACCGGUAGGUUCAGUGGCCUUUCAAAACCCUAAUAUGAGUCCUGCAGGAAAUUUCUCUCCAAGGUUAGGUCGGUCACCACCACGUAGAGUCUCGAUUGUUCCAAUGGAGAUUCGAAGAAAUCGUGGAAGCGAAAGCAUCAGUGAACGAGAGCCUUCCUCCCCCAAGGUGUCUUGUAUUGGUGAAGUGAAGGGCAUGAAGAAGAGAAAGGUUUGUGUACAGAAAAGGGUUCCAACACAAGAGGGCGAUGCUGCUGCAUGUCAUGAAAAGAAGAAACCUCUGCAAUGGAUUUUCAAGGGAAGUAGUGGUGAGAGACAAAAACAUAGUACGACGGCUUCUGUGUUGGAAGAGAAAGCACCAGCAACCGCAGAGGAAUAUCCAUCGUUGGGUACAAUGAAAAAUUUUGCCAGUGGCAGUGGAUCAUUGCCCCGUUUUGAGGUUACAUUUAUAGAAAGGUAG
Messenger RNA from Vigna angularis (adzuki bean), 510 nucleotides. RefSeq lists its product as uncharacterized. Bases 1 to 510 code for a protein of 169 amino acids. The record is from RefSeq and is a predicted model, not a curated record. Lineage: Eukaryota; Viridiplantae; Streptophyta; Magnoliopsida; Fabales; Fabaceae. The transcript has a single exon.